Messenger RNA from Oncorhynchus mykiss (rainbow trout), 998 nucleotides. The record is from RefSeq and is a predicted model, not a curated record. NCBI's taxonomy places the organism in Eukaryota, Metazoa, Chordata, Actinopteri, Salmoniformes, Salmonidae.
GCCGCUAUUAAACCAUAGAAGAAGUUACGUCAUUUGACCGCGCCAUCUCCACAAGCAGGCACAUUUCAAUGACAACCUGCAUAUGUAACAUAUAUUAAUUACAGAAUAAUAGAGCCACAUAACAAUGCAACGAGCCGUUUUCGCACACAUUGCAUUGCAUGACUGGACGCAUGUUUUCAGUCCUUUGAGGAUACGACAAUGUUGUUUGAAGCACAGAGCACUACCAGUACAGCUCAAUUCUCGGGCAUACAGUGUGAUACCGCCCCCGCGCGACGAAGCAGAGAAGGCUCUGCUGCACAGUAUGUUGCGGGUGGACCACGCAGGGGAAUACGGUGCCAACCGCAUCUACGCCGGCCAGAUGGCAGUGUUGGGAAGGUCACAGACAGGACAGCUUAUUCAGGAAAUGUGGGAUCAAGAGAAGAAGCAUCUUGCCAAAUUCAAUGAGAUCCUUGCAGAGAACAGAGUUCGCCCAACGUUGCUGUUGCCCCUCUGGAACGUUGCAGGUUUUUUACUUGACCAUAUUCUGUGGUGUGUCCCCGCAGGAGCGGGCACCGCUCUACUGGGUAAAGAAGGGGCCAUGGCCUGUACUGUGGCUGUGGAGGAGAGCAUCUCAGAGCACUACAACAGCCAGAUCAGAGCCCUCAUGGAGGAGGACCCAGACAGAUACGUAGAGCUGUUAAAAUUAAUAAAGGAAUUCCGAGAUGAUGAGAUGGAACAUCAUGAUACAGGACUGGAGCACGAUGCUGAAUCUCUACCCGGAUACAAGGUUUUGAAGGGUGCAAUACAACUUGGCUGCACAGCCGCAAUAUUUGUGUCUCAGCGCCUAUAAAGUAAUAAUUCAUUCAGUUUCUCAAAGAUGGUUUCCUAAAAAAUAUAAUGAUUUAAGUGAUGUAAAUGGAUUUGUAAAUUGUAUUAGUAAAGUGAACCUUGCUACUUUAUACAAUGUAAUAGUCAGUGCACUCCCAUUAAAAAUAGUUGUGUUUUUUGUCCAAUUGUAA